Messenger RNA from Aspergillus japonicus CBS 114.51, 2021 nucleotides. RefSeq names its product MFS transporter. Gene Ontology annotation, cellular component: membrane. Gene Ontology annotation, biological process: transmembrane transport. Bases 263 to 1750 code for a protein of 495 amino acids. The transcript has 4 exons. NCBI's taxonomy places the organism in Eukaryota, Fungi, Ascomycota, Eurotiomycetes, Eurotiales, Aspergillaceae. The record is from RefSeq and is a predicted model, not a curated record. Gene Ontology annotation, molecular function: transmembrane transporter activity.
AUCUAUUGUUGCUGUCGACUUUUCUGGAAUCCGAUAAGCAGAUAAGACACUCGACCUAUAUCAAAGCAGACACGCAUCCAGCCUAGCGCACUGCUUUGCCAUGCAGCUAAAUAGCUCGCAAUCGCACCUCUCCAAUUGCGCUGAGUGAGAUCAGUAUUCUCCUCUCGCCCAAUAUACUCCCACUCCUUUUCUCCCUGAGGGUGCUCCGGAGUGUGUGCGCGUGUUUUUUAAUCGGUUGGAGCUGUCUACCCUUUCUUUCAAGAUGACAACCGAUCUACUCGGCGCAGAUGAGGUAUUGGAAACGAGUUUACUCUUACCAGGCCCUCGCGAUCAGCCAUGUCAGAACAAAAGCACGCCCAGAAGAUCUAAAUGGAUUCUUCUGUUUGUGUGUCUCAUCAUCGUCACUUUGGACUUUGGCGAUUAUCUCGCUGUCGCGCCGCAGCUGCAGAUAUACGAGAACAUUAUCUGCCAGCGCAUGCAUCCCGAAUUAUUCGCCAGUGCCUUCGAUAGACUAACAGCAACCGCCCAUCCGCUCUGCAAGUCCACUGACGUGCAAGGCAAGCUCGCUCUGCUGGUAGGUUGGCAGGAUACGUUCACUCAGCUUCCCGGGAUGAUCCUAGCUAUUCCAUUUGGCCUCAUCGCGGAUCAAGUCGGACGCAAACCUGUCAUCAUCAUCAGCAUUGCGGGCUUCCUCAUGCAGGAAUGUGCUAUCCGCCUCAUCUGCUGGUAUCAUACAAGCAUUCCACUCGAAGCAGUGUGGUUUACGCCACUUUUCCAGGUUUUGGGGGGUGGUAGCCAAAUCGCUAGCUCCGUUGCCUGGACUGUCAUUGCAGACAUCUUCCCAGUCGACAAAAGGGCAAAUGCGUAUCUUCUCAUGGCUGCAGCGAUGUUGCUUUCUCAGAUUCUCGCAGCCCCUCUAAGUGCUUGGCUGAUGUCCAAGGAUGUGUGGACGCCAUCGUUGUUAGGGUUAGCGAUUGAGGUUUGCGGGAUCAUCCCCAUUUUCGCCUUACCAGAAACUGGACCGAACGCAUCCGUCAGACCGGAAGGAGAUAUUGAGAGCGAAACACAAGGACCAGUCAACGAGUAUCCUACCAUGAGAUGGAUGGGUAUUGUACACUUGGUCCAAUCUCAACUAAUCGAAGUGGUUGGGUUUGUUUGGGGCAACGCCAACACUUUAGCGAUCUUUUUCGCUUUCUUGACAUCUAGCAUUGGAAGCCAGGCGCUUCAGUUUGUGCUGCAGUAUGCUUCCAAGCGUUUCAUGUGGAGUGUAGCCGAGGCGACGUUCCUCAUCAGCCUCAAAGGCGCAGUCAACCUGGUCGCCUUCCUUCUCAUAUUGCCUCUGAUCUCCAAAAUUCUUGGGGGUUAUCUCUCUCCGAUAAGAAGAGAUCUCCGAAUCACACACGCCAGCAUCUGUGUACUCGUGGCAGGAUUCGGUACAAUGUCGGUAGCUGGUCAUCCAGUCCUUUUCGGUAUAGGUUUAUCUUUUUCGGCCCUCGGGUGGGGUUUCUACAUGACACUUCGUAGUGUUGGAAGCGCCUUAGUGGCCGAGACCCAUGUCGGGCUUUUCAACACAACAAUUGCACUGGCUGAGUCCGCGGGGUCUAUGAUAGCUGGACCGCUUUUGGCAGCUCUUCUCAAAGUAGGAAUGGCGUGGGAGGGAGUCUGGAUGGGUUUGCCAUGGAUGGUUGCGACGGGUCUGUACCUGCUGGCUGGGUUAGCAGUCUUUUGCAUUCGUAGUCCAGCCCACUAGAGUAUUGAAUAUGGUUCAGUCAAGAGGUACGCAUGAUGCAGGACGUCCAGUUCUCCAUUGACUGCGUUGCUGUCCAUUGACAAGAGUGGCCUUUCCAAGUGAAUCAGAGACUGCAUCGCUCCUCAACGGGCUGUAUUCAAGACAACGAUGACUUGUCCUAAAUCAAGCGCUUUCUCUUUCGGUGGCAGUCUCUCUCUUGGUAGAUAGUGAGGGCUGUAUGCAUGCGCUUGUGUGUUCAUCUUAUGAUGCCUGCUGGGCUGGAGUCGAAGAU